Messenger RNA from Olea europaea var. sylvestris, 1803 nucleotides. RefSeq lists its product as uncharacterized. Bases 1 to 1803 code for a protein of 600 amino acids. NCBI's taxonomy places the organism in Eukaryota, Viridiplantae, Streptophyta, Magnoliopsida, Lamiales, Oleaceae. Gene Ontology annotation, biological process: DNA integration. The transcript has a single exon. Gene Ontology annotation, molecular function: nucleic acid binding. The record is from RefSeq and is a predicted model, not a curated record.
AUGGCCAUUGAUAUAAAGUGCAACACUACUUAUGCGGAAACAGCACACCAGUUAUGGGUUGAGCUGGAGCAGCGUUUUGCACAGCAGAAUGCGCCCCGAAUUUUCGAAAUUAAGCAGGCCAUAACCACGUUGCUGCAAAAUCAAGACCCUGUAAGCACUUAUUUUUCCAAGCUGAAGACUCUGUUGGAUGAACUCAUGAAUUACGAGGCCAUUCCUAAUUGCAGCUAUGGGGGAUUGAAAACUGUGGUCCAAAAUCUGCAAAGGGACUGGGUGAUGAAGUUCCUAAUGGGAUUGAAUGAUUCAUAUAGAGAAAUCAAAGCACAAAUCCUAUUGAUUAAGCCCUUUCCAAGUCUAAAUGAGGUCUAUUCAAUCAUACAACAGGAAGAGAAAAGAAGGGAAAUAUCGACUGAAGGCAUUGCACAAGGGGCUGCAUCUGAGUCUAUGGCUCUUAUCACCAAAAGAAAUUAUAAAGAAAAAGGGAAACAGAACAUACCUGCACAGAGGAGGGGUUAUUUUUGCACCUUUUGUAAAAUUGCAGGACAUUCUGUCGAGAAGUGCUUCAAAGCUAACCCAGGAAAACCAAUUUGCUCCUAUUGUCGAGUUCCUGGUCAUUGUGCAGAUAAGUGCUACAAGCUACAUGGGUACCAACUACGUCACAAAGUUGAAGGGAAGAAUAGGCCAUCAGCUAAUCAAUCCAUUGCAUCGUUGCCCACUGCACAGGAAAUGGUGAAUGACAAACCUCAAGUGUCAUUAAGUCAGGAGCAAUAUUCACACCUUAUGGCUCUUCUCAAACCAGCCACAAGCUCCCAAUAUCCAAACUACUCAGUAAAUGAUGUUCAGGGCGUUGCCACUUCUUCCCCCACUGAUGAAAAUAUACACCAACUUUCUGGUAUGUCUUUGUGCAUGUCUACUUUUAAACUAAAAUCACUUGACAUCUCACAGGUUCCUUGGAUUCUAGACACCGGGGUGACAGAUCAUAUGAUCUGUUCGACCUCAUUAUUCACUUCCAUUCAUGCAGAAGUUUCAUACAUGGUUACCCUACCAAAUGUUAACAAGGUUCCUGUUACUCACAUAGGAACAGUAAAAAUCACAGAUACUUUGAUUCUUCAAAAUGUUCUUUGUGUGCCCAAUUUUUCCUACAAUUUGAUCUCUACCAAAAAAUUAUCACAAAUGCUCCAUUGCUGCCUAAUUUUCUUCCCUCAUUGUUGUUAUAUCCAGGACCUUUCAGUUUGGAGAACGAUUGGCAUGGGUGAAGUUAAGGAAGGACUAUACCAUAUGAGGCGAGAGGAGGUGGCCUGCUCAACUUUAUCAGACCACUUGACUAAAUUAAACAUACUGCCAUCCACUUAUGUUUCAGCAUCUAUAACUAAAAAUGUUCAAAACCUAGACAUUUGGCAUUAUAGACUAGGACAUUCCUCGUGUACUACUCGUGACAUUGAUGGUGAUAUUCAUUUUUCAAAAUCUUCCAAUGACACACCCUGUUCUAUAUGCCCAUUAGCAAAAUUGCAUAAACCUCCUUUUCCUGUAAGUGUUCAUAGAGCUGAAAAAUGUUCUGAUUUAUUACACUGUGAUACAUGGGGGCCUUGUAAUGAGGUUGGUAGUGAUGGUUCUAAAUAUUUCUUAACAAUUGUGGAUGAUUUUAGUCGGUGUACUUGGGCAUAUAUGUUAAAACUGAAAUCUGAUGCAACUGCUGCCCUCCAAAGCUUUUGUCGUAUGGUGGAAACACAAUUUGAGACCAAAGUUAAGAUAAUUCAAACUGAUAAUGGGGGUGAAUUCAACAUGAGAGACUUUUAUCUCAAAUGA